Molecule: messenger RNA, 2882 nt
Organism: Ostreococcus lucimarinus CCE9901
Lineage: Eukaryota; Viridiplantae; Chlorophyta; Mamiellophyceae; Mamiellales; Bathycoccaceae
Gene: CLPC1
Product: chaperone, Hsp100 family, ClpC-type
Exons: 3
Coding region: 234-2756 (840 amino acids)
Biological process (GO): cellular response to heat
Cellular component (GO): cytoplasm
Molecular function (GO): ATP binding; protein binding; ATP hydrolysis activity
Source: RefSeq, a predicted model, not a curated record
CCGCGAUGCGCGCGCACGUCACCCUCCGCGCGGCGACGCCCGCGCGCGCCGCCGCGACCGUGCGCGCGGGCCGACGACCGUCCGCGAUGCGCGCCGACGCGGCGCCGACGCGCGCGACGAGCGCGCGCGUCGCGUACGGCAACGCGUCGACGACGACGCUCAAGCUCGACGCGCGAGGCGCGACGCGAAGGCCGACCCUAGGCGGGGGGCGUCGACGAUUCGAGACGCGCGCGAUGUUUGAGCGGUUCACGGAGAAGGCCAUCAAGGUGGUGAUGUUGGCGCAGGAGGAGGCGCGGCGAUUGGGGCACAACUUCGUCGGGACCGAACAGAUCAUGCUCGGUUUGAUUGGCGAAGGCACCGGCAUCGCGGCCAAGGUGCUCAAGUCGAUGGGCAUUUCGUUGAAGGAAGCGCGCAUCGAGGUUGAGAAGAUUAUUGGACGCGGUUCCGGUUUCGUCGCGGUGGAGAUUCCGUUCACGCCGCGCGCGAAGCGCGUGUUGGAGCUCGCGCUCGAGGAGGCGCGCCAGUUGGGCCACAACUACAUCGGCACCGAACACUUGUUGCUCGGUUUGCUCCGUGAAGGCGAGGGCGUGGCUGCGCGCGUGCUCGAAAACCUCGACGCCGACCCGGCAAAGAUUCGUUCUCAAGUGAUUCGCAUGGUUGGUGAGACGCAAGAAGCCGUCGGCGCGGGCGCCGGCGGCGGCCAAGGCGCGCAAUCCGGCUCCAAGACGCCGACUUUGGAAGAGUUCGGUAGCGACCUCACCAAGAAGGCUGAAGAGGGUAAGCUCGAUCCGUGCAUCGGUCGUGCGAACGAAAUCGUUCGCGUCACGCAAAUUCUCGGUCGCCGUACCAAGAACAACCCGUGCUUGAUUGGUGAACCGGGCGUCGGUAAGUCUGCCAUUGCCGAAGGUCUCGCGCAAAAGAUUGCCGCCAACGACGUUCCGGAUACUCUCGACUCCAAGCGUAUGAUGACGCUCGAUAUGGGUUUGCUCGUCGCCGGUACCAAGUACCGUGGUGAGUUCGAGGAGCGUCUCAAGAAGCUCAUGGACGAAGUGAAGAGUGAUGAAAACAUCAUCCUUUUCAUCGACGAAGUCCACACGCUCAUCGGCGCCGGCGCGGCGGAGGGCGCCAUCGAUGCGGCGAACAUCUUGAAGCCGGCCUUGGCGCGUGGUGAACUCCAGUGCAUCGGUGCGACGACUAUUGACGAGUACCGCAAGCACAUCGAGAAGGAUCCGGCGCUCGAGCGUCGUUUCCAACCGGUUCAAGUUCCGGAGCCGUCGGUGGAUGAAACCAUUCAAAUUCUCCGCGGACUCCGCGAGCGUUACGAAUUGCACCACAAGCUCAAGUACGAUGACGACGCUUUGAUCGCCGCCGCAAAGUUCUCGAGCCAGUACAUCUCCGAUCGUUUCUUGCCGGACAAGGCGAUCGAUCUCAUCGAUGAGGCUGGUUCUCGCGUGCGACUGGAAAACGCCGCCCUCCCGGAGGAAGCCAAGGAACUCGAUAAGGAGCUCAAGGCUUUGAUGAAGGAGAAGGAUACGGCCAUCCGCUCUCAGGAUUUCGAAGCCGCUGGUGGCCUUCGUGAUCGCGAAGUCGAGCUCAGAGCUCAAAUCAAGCAAAUCACCGAGCGAAAGCAAGAGGAGAACAAGGCGAAGGCUGAAUCCGGUGACGCGUCUGGUCCGACGGUGGUCGAGCAAGACAUUGCCGAUAUUGUCGCCGCCUGGACUGGUAUCCCCGUCGAUAAGGUGUCUUCCGAUGAAGGUACCCGAUUGAUGGACAUGGAAGAAACCCUUCACAAGCGAUUGGUUGGUCAAGAAGAAGCCGUCGUGGCGUGCGCUCGCGCCAUUCGCCGCGCCCGUACCGGCUUGAAGAACCCGAACCGUCCGGUCGCGUCCUUCAUCUUCUCCGGUCCCACUGGUGUCGGUAAAUCCGAGCUCGCCAAGUCCCUCUCUGCCUUUUACUUCGGUUCCGAAGAAGCCAUGGUUCGUCUUGAUAUGUCCGAAUUCAUGGAGCGCCACACUGUUUCCAAGCUCAUCGGUUCCCCGCCGGGUUACGUCGGUUACUCUGAGGGUGGUCAGCUCACCGAGGCUGUUCGGCGGCGUCCGUACACCCUCGUGCUUUUCGAUGAAAUCGAAAAGGCGCACCCGGAUGUGUUCAACAUGAUGCUUCAAAUCCUCGAAGACGGUCGCUUGACCGACUCCAAGGGUCGCGUGAUUGACUUCAAGAACACCCUCAUCAUCAUGACGUCGAACGUUGGUGCGUCGGCGAUUGAAAAGGGUGGCGGUGGAUUGGGCUUCCAACUCGACGACAACGCGGAGGAUCAGUCCUACAACCGCAUUAAGAGCUUAGUCAUGGAAGACUUGAAGAACUACUUCCGACCGGAAUUCCUCAACCGUCUUGACGAAAUCAUCGUGUUCCGUCAACUCAACAAGCAAGAAGUGCGAGAAAUUGCGUACAUCAUGCUCGAGAACGUCUUCAAGCGCCUUAAGGAGAAGGAAAUCGUCCUCGAAUGCACGGAGCGAUUCAAGGAUCGUCUCGUCGACGAGGGUUUCUCUCCGGCGUACGGUGCGCGUCCUUUGCGUCGCGCCAUCAUGCGCUUGCUUGAGGACAACCUCUCCGAGAAGAUGCUCACGGGUGAGAUUUCGGAGGGUUCGUCGUGCAUUAUGGACGUGAACGCGGAAGGUGAAAUCACGGUGUUGACUGGCGACGGUAGAGAGCUGAAGGCUGGUAGCGCGAUCGGUGGUCCGGCUGGCAUCGCGUAAUUCUAGGCUGCGAGAACGCUUAAAAAAUGAUUGAUUACAAAAUGACUUUUGUUCUUUGGGGGUCACCCCAUCAUCAGCGUCGGAGCCUGUGUUAUUAGGCGAUUUAGAUUACGUGUCUCUCACGCA